Molecule: messenger RNA, 4141 nt
Organism: Labrus mixtus (cuckoo wrasse)
Lineage: Eukaryota; Metazoa; Chordata; Actinopteri; Labriformes; Labridae
Product: cadherin-23-like
Exons: 30
Coding region: 62-4141 (1359 amino acids)
Biological process (GO): homophilic cell-cell adhesion
Cellular component (GO): plasma membrane; catenin complex
Molecular function (GO): cadherin binding; calcium ion binding
Source: RefSeq, a predicted model, not a curated record
CAACCAGCCGCCACGCUUCCUCAACUACUUCUUCUCCACCUACCUGCUCAUCUACGAGGACAUGCCCGUCGGUUCCUCGGUGGCUCAGCUGAAGGCCACGGAUCCUGAAGGCGAGCCGCUGAUGUACGGCGUUUCAGGAGAAGAAGCCAUGAAGUAUUUCUCUGUGAACAAAGACACGGGGGUGGUGUGGCUCCGACAGCAGCUCGACAGAGAGGCCAAGUCAGAGAUGCAGGUGGAAUUCUACGUGAGCGACAUUCAGGAGGUGGUCAAAGACACGGUGAACAUCCAGAUUGGAGACGUGAACGACAACGCACCAAUCUUUCAUGGACAGCCGUAUACCGUCCACAUCCCAGAGAACACACCGGUGGGCAGGUCCGUGUUCAUGGUGAACGCCACAGAUCCGGAUCAGGGCACCGGGGGCAGCGUCCUCUUCUCCUUCCAGCCUCCGUCUCCGUUCUUCGCCAUCGACGGCGCCCGAGGCACCGUCACCGUCAUCAAGCUGCUGGACUACGAGAUGACAUCAGCGUACCAGCUCACUGUCAACGCCACGGAUCAGGACAAAGUGAGACCUCUGUCGCGGCUCGCUAACUUAGCGAUCAGCAUCACGGACGUGCAGGACAUGGACCCCGUCUUCACCCACCUGCCGUACAGCACCAACAUUGAGGAGCACAUCCCUCUGGGCUACGAGGUGAGGAAGAUAACAGCCAUUGACCAGGAUCUGGGCCGACCGAGAGGCAUCGGCUACACCAUCAUCUCAGGUAACACUAACAGCGUGUUCGUGUUGGACUACAUCAGCGGCUCUCUGACGGUGAACGGGCAGCUGGACAGAGAGAACCCGUUGUACUCUGCAGGAUUCACGCUCACCGUGAAGGCCACAGAGCUGAAGGACGAUCGGAGCCCGUCAGACGCCACAGUGAUGACCACCUUCACCAUCCUGCUCGUCGAUAAAAACGACAACGCUCCCAAGUUCAACAGCUCAGAGUACAGGGUGCGGAUCACCGAGCUGGCCCAGGUGGGCUUCGCUUUGCCGCUCUUCAUCCAGGCCGAGGACAAGGACGAGGUGAGAGGUCACGUGAUCACAGCUGGGACAGGUGAUGCCCCUCAGCAGCAUCAGUGUGAGGAGACCCAGAGUCUCUCUGAGAGUUCAGAAGGCGUGAACAGUAUGUUUCAGGUGUUUCUGACGGGUAACAACUCGGAGUACUUCACCAUCUCGCCCACGGCGGUGCAGGGCCGUGCAGACAUCAGGAUACGGGUGGCCACGCCCCUCGACUUUGAAAACAUCCGCAGCUACAGCUUCUCACUGUAUGCCAACGAGUCCAUGUCCGACCACGUGGGUUUUGCUCGAGUCUUCAUCGAGUUAAUCAACGAGAAUGAUAACCGCCCGAUCUUCAGCCGACCGCUCUACAACAUCAGCCUCCCCGAGAACACGCCGCCCGGGACAUCGCUGCUCAGGAUAAUGGCCACAGAUGGAGACGCAGGAACAUUUGGGGUCGUACGAUACUUCUUCAGUGACGAUCCAGACCAGUUUUCAUUGGACGAGGAGACGGGCUGGGUCAUCCUGCGUGGCGCUCUGGACUACGAGCUGAUGAGACGUUUUACGCUGACUGUGCUGGCGAGGGACGGCGGUGGCGAGGAGACGACAGGAAGGAUCCGUGUGAACGUUCUGGACGUGAAUGACAACCCUCCGCUCUUCCAGAAGGAGGCGUACGUGGGCUCUCUGAUGGAGAACGAGCAGGCGGUGCAGCAGGUGGCGAGGAUCAGGGCCACAGACGAUGAUUCUCCUCCCAAUAACUUCCUGACGUACUCCAUCACUUCAGCCUCCGCCUUCCCCAACCACUUCAGCAUCAUCAUGGUGGAGGGAUACGCAGUGAUCAGCGUGACCCGGCCUCUGGACUACGAGCAGGUUCCUAACGGGAUGAUCCACCUGACAGUGAUGGCGAGAGACGGAGGAAACCCCGCCCUCAACAGCACCGUAGCUGUCACUGUGGAGGUGAUUGAUGAAAACGAUAACCCACCUGAGUUCAGCCAGCCGUCCUACAUCGUCAAGAUCCCCGAGAACAUCAUCGCAGGAGCGACAGUGUUGUUGGUGAAUGCUUCUGAUUUGGACGCCUCUAGAGAGUUCGGUCAGGCGUCCCUCAUCUACUCGCUGGAGGGCUCAUCUCAGUUCAGACUCAACUCACGCUCAGGAGAGAUCACGACCACGGCCCUGCUGGACCGCGAGCUGAAGUCAGAGUUCAUCCUGAUCGUCCGAGCUGUGGAUGGAGGGGUGGGGCCUCAGCAGAAGACUGGCAUCGCCACGGUGAACAUCACUAUCCUGGACAUCAACGAUAACGCCCCCGUGUGGAGAGACGAGCCGUACCACACCAACGUGGUGGAGAUGAGUCCCAUCAACACAGAUGUCACCUCUGUGUUGGCUGUGGACCCUGAUAAUGGACUGAAUGGGACCGUGGUGUACAGCAUCAGUCCAGAGAACCCGUUCUACACCAUCACCAGCAGCACCGGAAAGAUCCGGACCAGCGGGGUCACCCUGGACCGGGAGAGCUCCAACCCCCAGAACGCGGCCCUGAUGAGGACAAUCGUGAUCUCAGCUGUGGACCGUGGAAGCCCUCCCCUGCGUGCGACAGCGAGCACCACAGUGUUUGUGAAUCUUCUGGAUCUGAACGAUAACGACCCGACCUUCAUCAACCUGCCGUCUGUGGCCGAGGUGCCCGAGGGUCUGCCCGUCGGAUCGUCCGUGUUUAAGGUCCAGGUGGAGGACCCUGACGAGGAUAAGAAUGGUCAGAUCACGUUGGCGUUGCAGGUGGGGAUGCCCCGCCUCGACUUCUACCUGAACACGUCCACAGGAGUCCUGACGUCCACGGCCGUGCUCGACCGCGAGCAGAUUGGACAGUAUCACCUGAGAAUUAUCGCCUUCGACGCUGGGAAGUUCCCCCGCACCUCCACCUCCACCCUCACCGUCACAGUGCUGGAUGUGAACGAUGAGACCCCCACCUUCAGCCCCUCCGUCUACAACGUGUCUUUGAAGGAGAGCGUCCCCAGAGAUCACGUGGUCGCUCGCCUCAGCUGCUCGGACGAUGACGCCGGCCUAAACGCCGAGCUCAGCUACUUCAUCACAGGAGGGAAUCAGGACGGUAAAUUCAGCGUGGGCUUCAGAGACGGGGUGGUUCGGACGGUGGUCGGUUUGGACAGAGAGACGCAGGCGGCGUACAUGCUGGUCGUGGAAGCUAUAGAUAACGGUCCUGCAGGCAGCAGGAGAACAGGAACAGCUACCGUCUCUGUGGAGGUUCAGGACGUGAACGACAACAGACCCAUCUUUCUCCAGAACAGCUACGAGACCAGCGUGCUGGAGAGUGUACCCCGAGGGACCAGCAUCCUGCAGGUUCAGGCUACAGAUGCAGAUCAGGGAGAGAACGGCAGACUGCUGUACCGGAUCCUGAGCGGUAACAGUAACAGUCUGUUCAGUAUCGACCGUCAGUCCGGUCUGCUGACUCGGGGUGUCAGGUCUCUGGACAGAGAGACCAGCAGCUCGCACGUGUUGGAGGUGGAGGCGUUCAACAGUGACGAAGGCAGCAUGAGGAGCUCCGUCAGGGUGAUCAUCUACGUGGACGAUGCUAACGACGAGGUUCCCGUCUUCACUCAGCAACAGUAUAACCGUCUGGGCCUCAGAGAGACGGCUGGUAUCGGCACAUCGGUGAUCGUGGUGCGAGCCACCGACCCGGACAGCGGUGAUGGAGGUGCCGUGGCAUACACCCUGGUUUCAGGUUCGGACAGGAAGUUCGAGGUGGACGUGAGCACGGGUCUGGUGACCACAGUGGAUUACCUGGACUACGAGACCAAGACGUCGUACCUGAUGAAUGUGUCGGCCACGGAUCAGGCCCCGCCCUUCCACCAGGGGUUCUGCACAGUGUAUGUGACUCUGCUUAACGAGCUGGACGAGGCUGUGGCAUUCUUCUCGGCCGGGUACGAGGCUUCUCUGAGGGAGAACAUUGCCACAGGAACCGAGGUGGUCCAGGUCCAGGCCCAGUCCGCAGACAACCUGAACCAGCUGACUUAUCGAUUCGACCCCGACACAUCGCCCGCUGCUCUGGCCCUGUUCAAGAUCGAUAGCGUCACGGUGAGGGGGGGUGGGAGGAGACAGUGA